This is a messenger RNA of Cynocephalus volans (Philippine flying lemur), 2629 nucleotides long. RefSeq names its product copine 2 (gene CPNE2). The record is from RefSeq and is a predicted model, not a curated record. Gene Ontology annotation, biological process: cellular response to calcium ion. The coding region runs from base 527 to 2173 and encodes 548 amino acids. Gene Ontology annotation, molecular function: calcium-dependent phospholipid binding. The transcript is spliced from 16 exons. Gene Ontology annotation, cellular component: plasma membrane. NCBI's taxonomy places the organism in Eukaryota, Metazoa, Chordata, Mammalia, Dermoptera, Cynocephalidae.
GCGGAGCAGGCCUGGAGGGGGGCACGACCAGUGGCGUUCCGAUCCGCGGAGUCCCAGCCUGCCACGUUAGGACCCUCGGAUUCCGGCAUCGAACGUUCGGGACCCCGUGGCGCCGAGCUCCCCGAGUGCCAGGGCGCGCCGGUGCGGGCAGCGGGCGGGACAGCGCCCCAGCUCCGCCCGUGGGAGAGCGCUUGCUCCUCCAGGAAGCGCCUGCCUCGCCUCUCUACUUCCCUCCCCACACCCCCACUCGGCUGAAGGGAGGAGCCCGAGCUGCCGCCGCCACCGCCGCCCGCCCGGCCCGGGAGGAGGACUAGAUCCCGAGCGGCUAGGAGCGCACGCGAGCGGGCCAUGGCCUUGCGGGCAGCGCCCUGAGCCCGUCCCGCGCCCGCGGGCCCGGCCGAGCAGGGGAAGCGUCCGGGGAUGCCCCGGCGGCCCGGAGCGCUGGCAGCGGCAGCCACGCGGUGAGGGCGGCAGCGCCCUCGGGAUUAGCGACUGCCAGGAACUGCUGCUGCCACCACCAGCCCCCAUGGCCUACAUACCAGGUGGGGGUGCCCCAGCAGUGGGGGCAGCCCCCAUGGGCUCCCAGUAUUGCGUGUGCAAGGUGGAGCUGUCGGUGAGUGGCCAGAACCUGCUGGACCGGGACGUCACCUCCAAGUCCGACCCCUUCUGUGUCCUCUUUACAGAGAACAAUGGCAGGUGGAUUGAGUAUGACAGGACAGAAACAGCAAUCAACAACCUCAAUCCUGCAUUCUCCAAAAAGUUCGUCCUUGACUACCACUUUGAGGAGGUGCAGAAGCUCAAGUUUGCCCUGUUCGACCAGGACAAGUCCAGCACACAGCUCGACGAGCAUGACUUUCUGGGCCAGUUCUCCUGCAGCCUGGGCACGAUCGUCUCCAGCAAGAAGAUCACUCGGCCUCUGCUGCUGAUGAAUGACAAGCCUGCAGGAAAGGGCUUGAUUACGAUUGCUGCCCAGGAGCUGUCAGACAACCGGGUCAUCACGCUGAGUCUGGCGGGCAGGAAGCUGGACAAGAAGGACCUCUUCGGGAAGUCAGACCCAUUUCUUGAGUUUUAUAAGCCAGGACAUGAUGGCAAGUGGAUGCUGGUCCACAGGACUGAGGUGAUCAAGUACACACUGGACCCUGUGUGGAAACCAUUCACUGUGCCAUUGGUGUCCUUGUGUGAUGGGGACAUGGAGAAAUCCAUCCAGGUCAUGUGCUACGACUAUGACAAUGACGGGGGCCAUGACUUCAUCGGCGAGUUCCAGACCUCGGUGUCACAGAUGUGUGAGGCUCGCAACGGUGUCCCGCUGGAGUUCGAGUGCAUCAACCCCAAGAAGCAGAGGAAGAAGAAGAACUACAAAAACUCGGGCAUUAUUAUCCUGCGUUCCUGCAAGAUAAACCGGGACUACUCCUUCUUGGACUACAUCCUAGGAGGCUGCCAGCUCAUGUUUACUGUUGGAAUAGACUUCACAGCCUCCAACGGGAAUCCCCUCGACCCUUCUUCUUUGCACUAUAUCAAUCCUAUGGGCACCAACGAAUAUCUGUCGGCCAUCUGGGCUGUUGGGCAGAUCAUUCAAGACUACGACAGUGAUAAGAUGUUUCCAGCUCUGGGAUUUGGGGCCCAGUUACCCCCAGAUUGGAAGGUCUCCCAUGAGUUUGCCAUCAACUUCAAUCCCACCAACCCUUUCUGCUCAGGUGUGGACGGCAUUGCUCAGGCAUAUUCAGCUUGCCUGCCCCACAUCCGCUUCUAUGGUCCCACCAAUUUCUCCCCCAUCGUCAACCACGUGGCCCGGUUUGCGGCCCAGGCAACGCAGCAGCAGACGGCCACGCAGUACUUCAUCCUCCUUAUCAUCACGGACGGCGUCAUCAGCGACAUGGAGGAGACACGGCACGCUGUGGUGCAGGCUUCCAAGCUGCCCAUGUCCAUCAUCAUCGUGGGCGUGGGCAAUGCCGACUUCGCUGCCAUGGAGUUCCUGGAUGGGGACAGUCGCACUCUGCGCUCCCACACAGGGGAGGAAGCAGCCCGCGACAUCGUGCAGUUCGUGCCCUUUCGAGAAUUCCGCAACGCAGCAAAAGAGACCUUGGCCAAAGCUGUGCUGGCAGAGCUGCCCCAACAAGUUGUGCAGUAUUUCAAGCAUAAAAACCUGCCCCCGACCAGCUCUGAGCCCGCCUGAGCCCCAGGGCCCAGCAGCAGCAUGCCGGCUGAGCCUCCCGCCCUCCCCCAGAACAUGCACGUUCACCCUGCUUCCUCGUGGGUGGCCUUUUUUUUUUUUUACCAAUCCACGUUUUUAUUUUUUACAACUGGACUUCCACCUCCAACUUCCCCCAGCCCAGCUGGGCUUCCUUUGUUAGAGUCAACUGAUGAUGCUUCCAGGCCAAACUGGCUUCCUCUCCCCCUCUCCCCACCCUUCCAUUCUUAAGUAUUGAAUGUACUUUGUAUAAUUUUAGUGGAAUUAUUAUUGUUAUUGAGAAUAAAAUUUUUACAAUCAUAACUGGCUUUUUCCAAGUAACUAGCUGCAGACUCUGAAAGGAACAUGACCUUGGUGCGUACUUUUGUGUUGUAGCUUGCACCUAAUUCCUGCUGUUUUUUUAAUACUGUGACUGUGUUCUAUUUGUUAUACUCAGGGUAA